Messenger RNA from Rotaria socialis, 3705 nucleotides. The record is from the annotation of a GenBank genome assembly. Lineage: Eukaryota; Metazoa; Rotifera; Eurotatoria; Philodinida; Philodinidae.
AUGAUGCUCCCCUCCAUUAUUUUCAUUUUUAUCUUGUCAUUUUUCACCAUACAUCUAACUCUAAUUUCAUCAAAAUCGGUUGUUAUUGAAAUCAAAGGUGACUGUGCAAUCGUUGGUGAAAGAAUAGCACAAGAACAUGGAUAUCGUUAUAUUCGACAGAUAUUUGAUGGAUUCUGUGAAAUUGAAGAAGAUCCAUUGUCUGAAAAUCAUAAAAGAUAUCGACGAGCUAUUGAACAAGGAAUUGAUCCUGUUGACAUGCUUUUAAAUCAUGAACAUGUUGAAUGGGCUGAAAGUCAAAUACCAAAAAUACGACAAAAACGAGAAUUUACCUUUAAUGAUCCUCAAUGGUAUUCAAUGUGGUACUUGAUAAGACAUUCGCAAGUGCCUUCUUUACCAGAUUUAAAUGUAACAGGUGCCUGGGACUUAGGUUAUACAGGUCGUGGACAAGUUGUUACAUUUCUUGAUGAUGGUCUCGAAUUCGAUCAUCCCGAUCUAUCAGAGAAUUAUGAUAAAGAAGCGAGUACAGAUAUCAAUAGUAAUGAUGAUGAUCCAACACCACGCUAUGAACCAACAAAUGAAAAUAAACAUGGAACUCGAUGUGCUGGUGAAGUAGCAGCAAAAGUGAAUAAUAAUAAAUGUGGAGUUGGCAUUGCUUAUCAUGCGAGAGUAGGUGGUAUUCGAAUGUUGGAUGGUGAUGUAACAGAUAGUGUUGAAGCCCGAUCGCUUAGUCAUCGACCGAAUCAUAUUGAUAUUUAUUCUGCUAGCUGGGGACCUGACGAUAAUGGUCUUGUUGUUGAUGGACCUGGCAGAUUAGCAAAAAAAGCAUUUGAGAAUGGUGCCUUAAAUGGUCGAGGUGGUAAAGGUUCAAUAUUUGUUUGGGCUAGUGGAAAUGGUGGUCGACAAUCGGACUCAUGUGCAUGCGACGGUUACAUUACUUCUAUUUACACUAUUGCUAUUAGUGCCACAACAGAACAUGGAAAUAAACCUUGGUAUCUUGAAGAAUGUUCUGCUACUCUAGCAUCAGCAUACAGUAGUGGCCAAUUAAAUACUGGUGAACAUGAUAUUUUUACAACAGAUUUAAACCAUGCUUGUACAAAUCAUCAUACGGGCACAUCAGCUGCAGCACCAUUAGCAGCAGCUAUCUAUGCACUUGUUCUUGAAGCAAAUCCUAGUCUAACAUGGCGUGAUAUUAUGUAUAUAACAGUUAUGGGUUCUCGCCCAAAUGCUAUUCCAGCAAAUACAAUUAUUGUUCGAAAUGCUGCUGGAUUUAAUGUGAGUAGUCGAUUUGGUUUUGGUUUAAUGGAUGCUGGUUUAAUGACAUGGUAUGCCAGUGGUUGGAAAAAUGUUCCUCCAAUGUCAUCAUGCGAAUCAGUAGCAAGUGUUCCGAAACGAAUAAUAAGAGGACAUUCAGAUCAAAUAUUCUCAUUGAAUUUAAUGGAAUGUAAAAUCGAUGUUGAUCCGAAACGUGAAGUUAAUUAUAUUGAACAAGUACAAGUAUUUGUUACUUUAUUAACAGACCGACGUGGUGAAAUUGAAAUCUAUCUUUAUUCACCAUCCAAUACAAAAACACAACUUUUACCAAGACGAGAUCAUGAUCAAAGUAAUAAAGGUUUUCAAGAUUGGCCUUUUCUAACAGUACAAUUAUGGGGUGAAGCACCACAUGGACAAUGGAAACUUCAAAUAGUCAAUAGUGGCGGUGGAACAGCUACAUUAUUAUCUUGGAAGCUGAUCGUCCAUGGUACACGUGAAGAUCCUAUUUCACCUCGUUCUACACGUAUUCAGUCACCAUUUGAACCCGAUCGAUCUAGUUGUCACAUCGAAUGUAAACUUGAUGAGCCAUGUGGUAAUAGGGAUACGAACUGUACAGCAUGUCGGCAUUUUAAACAACCAUUGACUGGCGACAAUUUUCGUUGCGUUGGUAUAUGUCCCGAAGGAACUUAUCUGUAUGAACAAGAAAAAUUAUGUUUACCGUGUCAUCCUCAAUGUGGUUCAUGCCGGAAUGCAAGUAAAACAAGUUGUAUCAGCUGUAAAUCUGAUUUAUUCCUUGUACAUGAUGAAAUGACUUGUGCUGAAAUUUGUCCUGAAAAAUAUUAUACUGAUCGUCAUCUUCGAAAAUGUAUUCGCUGUAAAAAUGAUUGUGCAUCAUGUGAUACAAGUUCUCAUAUAUGCACAUCAUGUCCUGAUAGCCAUUCGCUCAAAGAUACAGAUUGCAUAAAAGCCUCACAACCCUGUGAAUCAAAUGAAUAUUUUGAUUUUAUUAAAAACGAUUGCCAAUGGUGUAAUUCAAGAUGUUUAACAUGCAGUGGUUCAAGAAUUGAUCAAUGUAAAUCCUGUGAUAAAACAAGCGAAUAUUCAUAUCUUCAAUACCAUGCAUGUGUAUCGACAUGUUCACCUGGAUUUUAUCUUUCGCCAAGUUUAUACGAAUGCCUUCCAUGUCAUGAAACAUGCCUCAAUUGUACAUCAUCAAGUGAAGCAGCUUGUACAUCUUGUAAAAUAGGUUAUGUUUUUCUUUCGGAUGAUCAUCGUUGCGAAAAACAUACUGGUAAACCCUAUUAUCUUGAUAUAGAUACAGGUGAAACUCAUACAUGCCAUGGAUCAUGCGCACAAUGUAAAGGACCAAAUCCAAAUGAUUGUAUCGCAUGUAAUUUAGUAAAUGAAGUCCUACUCGAUGAUGGGCAUUGUGUUAAUAAAUGUCCAAUAGGAUCAUAUAAAAAUGAAAAAAAGACGAUUGAUUUACAAAUAUAUAUUUGUUCACCAUGUUCAAUGGGAUGUCUAGAAUGUAAUAAUGAGAACCAAUGUAAAAAAUGUGAUGAACUCAAAAGUUAUAGAUUAGUAGGUUCGAUGUGUGUUCCAAUAUGUAAAUUGGGUACUUUUCCAUUGGGUAGUCAUUGUGAAUCAUGUCAAAAUUCAUGUUCAACAUGUACAAAUUUAACAACUUGUUUAACAUGUAUGGAUUCAUUAGUUUUAUUCAAUAAUCAAUGUAUAGAAGAAUGUCCUGAGAGUCAUUAUUUAUACAAUCAACAAUGUUUGCCAUGUCAUCCGGUUUGUAAUAGUUGUAACGGACCAUCUGAAGAUGAUUGUAACACGUGCGCACAAGGUUUUAAAUUUAAUGCAAAUGAAAACAAGUGUUCUAGUCAAUGCCCGAAUGGAAAUUAUUUUGAUAAAGAUGAAAAGAAUUGCAAAACAUGUACAAAAAAUUGCCUUGAAUGUUUAAGUCCAGGUUCGUAUUGUCGUCGAUGCAGCUUUCCCAUGGCACUCGAUACAUUAACACAUCAAUGUUUAUAUUGUUGCACAACAAAUAUAACAACAGAUAACUGUUGCCAAUGUUUAUCAUCAUGGGAUGGUUUUUGUCUUCAUCCACUUGUAACACCAUCGGUGCACCUAAACGAUUGGUUAAUCUCGCCGAUUCAUAUAAUGAUUAAUAAAUUUAAUUCAUUAGAUGACUUCUAUCAAACAUUUAUUAUUAUUGCAUUAAUUAUAUUUUCAAUAAGUAUUAUAAUAUGUUUAAUUCUUCUUGGUCUUCGUCAAAUAAUAACUUCUCGUUUAACAUCAAGAAAUGAACAUGAAAAUGUUGAAUAUGUUAUGCUACAAAAUGUUGAUGAUCAAGAUGAUGACGAUGCAAAAUUAGUAACAACAAAUGGUCAUACAAAAAAAUCCCCAUCUAAAGAAACAUCUAUUUCAUUUAAUCAUACCGAAGAGACUUGA